AUUGGAAGUGAGAGAAAGUAAAGAAGAAAGAGCCAACCAAGAAAAGAAAGGAACUUCCUUUUUCAAAAAGAGAGAGAGAGUUGUUUGGUUCCUCGGAAUCCAUCUCUCUUUCUCGAGAAAAUAAUCACUACCCACAAACAAAAAUCCCAUACCCCCAAAAUAUAAACAAAAAAGACUCAAACUUUACCGGACACCAGAUAGAUUUGAGUUCAAAUUUCAAUUCUUUUUGAAAAAUUCAAAUUUGGUUUAAGAAAACCAAAAUUAUGGAGUUGGAGAGUAUUGAGUGUGUGUCAUCAUCAGAGGGAUUAUUAGAUGAAGAUGAGAUCCAAAGCCAUCCAAAUUUGCAUAAUCAUAAUAAUUAUAAUCAUCAUCAUCACCACAACCAAUUUUCAAAGGCUCACAAUGCAACACCAAAUAAUAAUGGUGGCAGCAAUAAUAGCAAUGGUAAUAGUGGUAUCAGCAAUGGUGUGGGUGGGGCAACAGGGAUGGCUCCUGCUACAAGUGUUCAUGAGUUGCUUGAAUGUCCUGUUUGUACUAAUUCAAUGUAUCCUCCAAUUCAUCAGUGUCAUAACGGGCACACUUUGUGUUCCACCUGUAAAACAAGGGUACACAACAGGUGCCCUACUUGUAGACAAGAGCUCGGGGAUAUUCGAUGCUUAGCACUGGAGAAGGUCGCUGAGUCGCUUGAAUUGCCCUGCAAAUUUUACAAUUUGGGGUGCCCAGAGAUAUUUCCAUACUACAGUAAACUCAAACACGAGGGACUUUGCAACUUCAGACCUUAUACUUGCCCUUAUGCUGGAUCAGAAUGCUCAGUUGUUGGUGAUAAUUCUUUCCUAGUUGCUCAUUUGAGGGACGAUCACAAGGUGGACAUGCACACAGGAUGUACGUUUAAUCAUCGCUAUGUGAAGUCAAAUCCCCGCGAGGUGGAGAAUGCAACUUGGAUGUUGACGGUCUUCCAUUGUUUUGGUCAAUAUUUUUGCCUUCACUUUGAAGCCUUCCAACUCGGUAUGGCACCUGUAUAUAUGGCAUUCCUUCGUUUCAUGGGUGAUGAGUCUGAGGCUCGUAACUAUAGCUACAGCCUCGAGGUUGGUGCGAACGGCAGGAAACUUAUUUGGGAAGGCACGCCGCGAAGUAUCAGAGAUAGCCAUAGGAAGGUAAGGGAUAGUCAUGAUGGUUUAAUCAUUCAAAGAAAUAUGGCACUUUUCUUUUCCGGUGGCGACCGGAAGGAACUUAAGCUUAGAGUUACGGGGCGGAUAUGGAAGGAACAACAAAAUUCAGAAGCUGGUGUGUGCAUACCAAACCUGUGUAGCUAGCUAAAAGAAGGUGAUUUUGAUAGAGAUUUUUAAGAUUUGUGUGUGGGACUGUGUUUUUGUGUUUUAUGUAUACCGCCCAUCCUGUCCUGGUAUGCUGUGAUUGAUGGUUGUAUUUUUUUCCACAACUUGUAUAAAUAAACAGCUUUUCUUUUU
Molecule: messenger RNA, 1466 nt
Organism: Mercurialis annua (annual mercury)
Lineage: Eukaryota; Viridiplantae; Streptophyta; Magnoliopsida; Malpighiales; Euphorbiaceae
Product: E3 ubiquitin-protein ligase SINAT5-like
Exons: 3
Coding region: 264-1313 (349 amino acids)
Biological process (GO): multicellular organism development; ubiquitin-dependent protein catabolic process
Cellular component (GO): cytoplasm
Molecular function (GO): ubiquitin protein ligase activity; zinc ion binding; protein binding
Source: RefSeq, a predicted model, not a curated record